This is a messenger RNA of Drosophila busckii, 1162 nucleotides long. It is a transcript of the gene Kdsr, whose product is annotated as 3-ketodihydrosphingosine reductase. The record is from RefSeq and is a predicted model, not a curated record. Gene Ontology annotation, molecular function: 3-dehydrosphinganine reductase activity. Lineage: Eukaryota; Metazoa; Arthropoda; Insecta; Diptera; Drosophilidae. The coding region runs from base 56 to 1069 and encodes 337 amino acids. Gene Ontology annotation, biological process: sphingolipid biosynthetic process. Gene Ontology annotation, cellular component: endoplasmic reticulum membrane. The transcript has 3 exons.
CAGCUGUAGCAGCUGAUAUACACAUUCUUAAUCAGUUAAUAAGAAAACAGUAUUUAUGGAGCUUAAUUUUGAGGUUGCGCUUUGGGUGUUUGCUGCAAUCUUAGUUCACUAUUUUGUUUAUUUAUUCGUCAUGAGCAAAAGAGCUAAAAGUAUAAUCGGCCGUCAUGUCGUUAUUACUGGGGGCUCCAAAGGCAUUGGACUAUGUUUGGCUGUUGAGUGCGCCAUGAAAGGAGCGGAUGUGACUGUCAUAGCGCGCGAUGAAAAGAUGUUAAGUGGUGCUGUGGCACUGAUGGAGGUAAUACGCCAGCGACCUGAGCAAAAGUUUCAAUAUCGCAGCCUCGACAUUGGUGGCGACUAUGACCAAGUUGCGCAGGUGCUUGGCAAGCUAGAAGAGAGCGUGGGCGAAAUCUAUGCACUAAUUAAUUGUGCCGGCCUGGCAAUUUGCGGCGUGUUCGAAGAAGUAGCAGUACAAGAUGUACACAAGUUAAUGAACGUGAACUUCUUUGGUAGCUACAACUGCGCACGCUAUGUGUUGCCCAAAAUGAAGAAAGCGGGCGAGGGCAUAAUUGUGUUUGUGUCCUCGCAAGCCGCUUUGUUUGGCAUUUACGGCUACGGUCCGUAUGCAGCCAGCAAAUACGCGUUGCGUGCAAUGGCAGAGACGAUUGCAAUGGAGUCACGCAUCCACGGCAUUUCAGUAACACUCGCACUUCCAUGCGAUACGAAUACACCAGGUUUUGAAAACGAAGAGAAAUCGAAGCCCCGCGAAACUAAGAUAAUAUCCGGCAGUGGUGGCUUACUGGAGCCGGAAGUCAUGGCUAAGGCAAUUCUUAAGCAUGCACUGAAUGGCAACUUCAUAUCGACAGUGGGAGCUGAGAGUUGGAUGCUUACCUUGCUGGGGGGUGGUCUCUUGCCUUGGGAUGGAUUUUUUACUACCGUCUUGCAUGCUGCUGUAAUUGGACCUCUACGUCUUGUUAGCUAUGGUCUGCACAAAUACUUUCAAGGUAUCAUACUCAAGUGUGCUAAAGAGGAUCGGGCUCUAGCUGCAGAAUCUGUCAAGGUUAAGGAGUAAGAUAAAUUAAGCGUUUCCUUGCACUAGUGCCUACUAAAUAAUUAAAAAAAAACCGCAAACCAAAUCAUCCCGCGGAAUCAUGUAUUUUAAAUU